GUGCCUUCAAUUUAGUGUAAUAUUUUGUCAACAAAAUGUAUCAAGACAACUUCAAAAUAUUGUUUGGAACUUGUUGGAGCUCCUUUUGGCUCAAAAGAAAAAGCUGUGUUGUCCUCCAGCUAUUUGUAGAUCUACAAUGUAAAAAUGAGCUGGACUUUCUUUGCCUUUGGUCUGCUAUCACAUCAUUUUGAAAUUGUAGUUGUUUCACUUGUGAAAAUCACAGCGUCUAACCUAAAAACCAACUGACUCAAACUCUAUUUCCCAGGUGGCAUUGCGGUCAGUCUGUUUCUAGGUGUCUAGCAACAGCUUUCUAACCAGACAGCCGGCGGCAACGGGAGCGGUGUUUUUUCGGCGUUUCUCUUCACGGUUAUUCGCUUUAGGUUACUCAGAAUAAAUUGCCGCUCAGCUGAAAGCAGUGAAAAAUAACUCUGACCUCUGCUCAGAGAUAUGAGCGGCAGCGGGCGGCCCAGGACCAGCUCGUUUGCUGAGCCGCCAGGUGUAUCAGGAGCCGUCGCAGCAUCCACUGGAUCAGCCGCUGCCGUGGGGAGCAGCACAGGAAAGUCCGGGGUCCCGCAGGCCUCCGGCAGCAGCUCGUCAGGAUGCUCGAACCUUAAGCUUGCCAGAGACAGUGGGAAGGUGACCACAGUUGUGGCCACACCAGGUCAAGGACCGGACCGCCCUCAAGAAGUCUCCUACACAGACGUCAAGGUUAUAGGCAAUGGAUCAUUCGGUGUUGUGUACCAAGCUCGGCUCAUCGAUACUCAAGAAAUGGUGGCCAUUAAGAAAGUUUUGCAAGAUAAAAGGUUUAAGAACCGUGAACUACAAAUAAUGCGAAAACUCGACCACUGCAACAUUGUCCGACUACGUUAUUUCUUUUACUCCAGUGGUGAGAAGAAAGAUGAGGUUUACCUCAACUUGGUGCUGGACUUUGUCCCAGAGACGGUCUACAGGGUUGCCAGACAUUUUAACAAAGCUAAGAGCAUCAUUCCCAUCAUAUAUGUGAAGGUGUACAUGUACCAGCUGUUUCGCAGUCUGGCUUACAUUCAUUCCCAAGGAGUGUGCCACCGAGACAUCAAGCCCCAAAAUCUGCUUGUUGACCCAGAAACUGCCAUUCUGAAACUGUGCGACUUUGGCAGCGCCAAACAGCUGGUCCGUGGCGAACCCAACGUGUCUUACAUCUGCUCGCGAUAUUAUCGCGCUCCUGAGCUGAUCUUUGGUGCCACAGAUUACACAGCAAAUAUUGACAUCUGGUCAGCUGGUUGUGUAUUAGCAGAGCUUCUGCUCGGACAGCCCAUAUUCCCUGGCGACAGUGGUGUCGACCAACUUGUGGAAAUCAUCAAGGUUUUAGGUACACCAACGAGGGAACAGAUUCGGGAGAUGAAUCCGAACUACACCGAAUUCAAGUUCCCACAAAUUAAAGCGCAUCCAUGGACCAAGGUUUUUAAACCCCGCACGCCUCCAGAGGCCAUCGCUCUUUGCUCCCGGCUGCUGGAGUACACGCCGGCCUCUCGCCUCUCCCCGCUGGAGGCCUGCGCACACGCCUUCUUCGACGAGCUGCGCCAGCCAAACACACGACUGCCAAGCGGACGAGAUCUACCAAUGCUCUUCAACUUCAGUACCACUGAGCUGUCGAUCCAGCCACAGCUGAACUCCAUCCUCAUCCCUCCUCACGCCCGCUCACACACAGUUGCUUCCGUCCACGAUGGUACCGGUUCAGACUCAUCUCAGCUCAGUUCAGUCCCGGGAUCUCUGAACAGCAUCUGAGGCGUCUUCCCAUCUGAAAGCUUCCUCUUCUCACACACUCUUCCCCCCACAGAUUUUCUCCCUGCCGUGUGCUUAACGAUCUGUACAGGAAACCGUUGAAUAGACAGUUCGGUUGUUGGGGUUCAACUACAGCGGGACAGAAUCAAGAGGUUUGAUGGUGGGGGCUGGUCCUCUGAAAUCCAACUUUUUUUUUUUUUAAAUCAACAUCUUCUAUAUUUAUUUUGAAAGAAAAACUGAAACAAUUGUUUGGUGACAUGUUUUGGUUCCUGAACCAGAGUGUUUUUCCCUUGUAUAAAUUUUUUUUUUAAGCAAGUUUUUAACCCCAAUCAGUGAACCGCUCUACCUGACUAAUGUACAGCCUGCAAACGCCUCCUUCAGAAUAAAAUACUUUCAUUUGAGACACUGAGAAACCACAUGAACUAACGUGAGGUUUAAUAAUCAGAACCAGGACGAACUCAAAGCUAAGUCCCCCAGUUUACUGUUUUCUGCACCACAGCACUGUCAGACUAAAAAAUAAAACCCUGACUUUCCCUGUACUAGAUCAUGUUUCUUAAAUUGAGAUUUUAAUGUGGAUUUUACUCCUUUAGAAUGAAAGUGUAGAUUUUUUUUUCUUUUUUUAGUAGUCUUUCUUAUUCUCACCUCAUAGCCAGAAGGCUCUGGUUCAAAUCCCAGCUGGGACUUUUCUGUGUGGAGUUUGCAUGUUCUCCACCAUUUAUGCCCGGGUUUUCUCCGGGCUAGUCAGCUUCCUCCCACAGUUCAAACACAUGCUUCAUAGGGCCACUGGUGAUCCUAAAUUGUCCCUAGUGUGUAUGUGAGUGUAAUAUUGUUUGUAUGUGGCCCUUUGAUAUCUGUCAAAAAUACAGAAUUCAAGGAAAGGGUCUUUAGUAAACAAACAGUUGGUGUGUCUGUGUUGUUCUGCUAAAUCCUAAAAAUCAAUAACUUGUUAAGUUCUCUGUCUGAGAUUAGCAGAGCAUUGCCGCACAGGAGGCUGUUAGCCAUACAGACACAAAUCAACAGAAAGUUCUACAGAACAGAUCUGGAUCUCUUCUGUUCUACCGGCUCGUUUCCACUUGACUCUGUGGGGAUCAGUGUUCUCAGAUGCUGCUGGUGGCUUUCAAAGGUCAGUCAGGCUGAUUUUGUGGAACAUUUUAGUUAGACACUCUGGUUGGAAGUCCAAAAUAGUUCAUUUUAAGAGAUAAGCAUUUAAAUGAAGUCAAUCUAAUGACAGAUUUAGUGCCCAAUGUAAAAAAUUAGAUCACCCGCGGAUUUGAGUUGUUAUUUUUUUAAAUUCCAAAACUGUUUUUUUUUUCAUUCUCUUUCUACUUUACAAUACGUUUUUUUUCUGAUUUUUCUUUGUGUUGAAAUUAGAGAGCUUUGUAAACAGCUUAUUUUGGGGGGAAAAAAGAAAAUGAACCCCAGAUCAUAAGUGCUUCUGUACACUGAGGAUGUGGUAGCUAAAAGAAUAUAACUCGCUGUUCUGACCUGACGAGCCGUUUUUAGGACAUUUUUCCGUCUGCACUCAAUUUAAAAAAAUAAAAAGCUAAAAAAAUAAAAGAAGCAAGGAUCAGUUUAGAGGUAAUCCAAGUUUGAUGUGCAGAGAAUGUAUUCCUGUGUAUGUGAACAAACUUCAGCCUGCAGUCUGACAGUGCUUUAGGAGUAGAGCAUCCAACAAUACCGGCUUUGGUACGCAGAAACAUCCUCUCAAAAGUUUGUAGUUUAGAACAUUCGAAUCUGUGGUACAACACCUCCACCCGCUGUUUUCUGUUCACCCACUUCAGAGCUUUUUCUUUAAGUACCAACCCUUGACGCCGUUAACUUUUACCACACCUUAGACAAUGAGAAGAGAGUGAAGAGCCUUUUUUCUCUACUCUGUUUUGAAGACGUUUUUCUCGCCAGCUGCCUCCCGAUUUCCAACUUGUGACCUCCCGGAAUGACGGGUCACUGUUGUCCGUCCUUUUUCCCGUUAGAAGUCCAACCAGCCUGUUUUGGUUCUCGUCCAUCAGGCCGAUGGCGAUCACACUCAGAGCUGUUUCUAUGGCAGGGAAAAGCUGUGGAAAAAGCCAGGCGAAAGAAUCCAUCAAAGCUGAUUUUUCUUCUGUUUUAAAAGCCAUUUAUUUCCCCGCUUUCUGUCUCUUUUCGCACAUGUAAAUAUCACAGAUAUGUUUUGUUUUUUUCUUGCUUCUUUUUACUUUUUAUUACAGAGUUGUUUAUAUCUUACUACCCGCAUCCUGUUGAUGAAAUAGUCUUAGUUUCUGCAUUUUGUAAAUAAGCUUUUUUUUUCACAGUCAAAGUGUAGAUACUGACAGAAAAAGAAAAAAAAACAGCCACUCCUCACGUUUGUUGAUCUUUCUCUUUCUUUCUCUGUCCUGUGGUCCAGUGGAACCUGUGAAGUAGCUCAGUGUGACUCGGCUCUCCCCCUUUGUUCUGUCCUCCAUGGGAUGAGGAAUUGGAAAAGUUCUGUUCUAAGAUGUCUUCCAUUUAUGGGCUUAAAAACAGAAAAUAUUUGAAAAAGUGCCUAAAGUUUUGUGACACUUCCCAAAUUUGAUUGGAGCUAAAUUUGCUUACAAGCUCUGUCCUGCUCGUUUCUUUUUCAGUUGACGCUCCAGAUGAAUGUCAAUCUUUAAGACUUCUACAACUUCAGUUGUGUGACGUGAGGUUCAUGAGGUUUUUAAAUUAGGAAGUUUGCUCCGGUUAUCAGGAGCUAAAGUUUCCAAUCCAUUUUCUUUUGAUCUAAUUGGCUCUUUUAUUUCUCACUUGCCAAUUAACAAAAACGUUGGCAAACCUAAAAUACAGACUUCCUUGUUUUAUUUUAUUUUUUACUGUUCAGACCUCAUGGAAUAGUCAGCUUCCUAAUUUUCCCUUUUGCCUGUAGAGGGCGCUGUUCAGAAUGGAAAAUGGCUUCUCAUUUUAGAACAGAACUGGUAUCUUUCCAGCCAGCAAUAUAUGACUGAUGUGCAGUAUUCAGAAACCCGCCUUUACUUCAGGACACUGCCGUUUUCCGAAUGUGACGACUCGAACCGCCUUAGACGAGUCAGCUGGAAGAGAAAUGAUGUUACGACGUCCAGCAGUUCUCAAAGAGGCCGAUCUGUGUAUUAUGUGCUGUGUGGAUUUCCGAAUUGCUGCUAUUGAUCAAAAAAUUUGACACUUUUUCUUGAGAGGUAGCUGUGUGCAUGUUUGUGUGUGUUUCCAAAUCCAAAUGUUUUGUUUAUACUGUUCUGUAGCUCAUCCUGUCCUUACCUGUCACGGUUUCUGUUGUUUCUUAAGAUGUAAACUCUGGUGUCAUUGUAGCCUUGGAGGACUGAGGCUUCAGGGAAUGGAGGGCUUGAAAGGGCAAAGAAAGAGAAAGAAACACAAACCUGUCUCUGUUCUGUGUGUAUAAUAUGGACUCAAUUACUGUAAUAAAGUGAUGAAAUUGUAUGUAAA
Molecule: messenger RNA, 5187 nt
Organism: Oryzias latipes (Japanese medaka)
Lineage: Eukaryota; Metazoa; Chordata; Actinopteri; Beloniformes; Adrianichthyidae
Source: RefSeq, a predicted model, not a curated record